Colletotrichum phormii is the source of this 1128-nucleotide messenger RNA. RefSeq lists its product as uncharacterized. Lineage: Eukaryota; Fungi; Ascomycota; Sordariomycetes; Glomerellales; Glomerellaceae. The transcript has a single exon. The record is from RefSeq and is a predicted model, not a curated record. The coding region runs from base 199 to 870 and encodes 223 amino acids.
GCAACGGCAUCAAGAAUCGCACCCGGGACAGUCACAUCUGGCAUGCUUUUUUGGCCCUGGCUGUAUUGUCCCAAAUCUCGAAACUACCUCGGGCCUACUUUUUGCUUCCCUCGAACGCUUGAUACUCAUCUCGGACAGUCUAGAUCCCGGGUCCAGAAUCCCAACCACCACGAAUAAGUCUUCAACGAAGAACCUGACAUGCUAGGCUAUUCUGAAAACCGAGUGGAAGAGGAGAAUGUGGAGUUUCUUGGAGCCGUCUUAACAAUCGGAUUGGGAAACCAGAACCUCCCACGGUGGCUAAGUUGCACCCACGCAAUCCACACCCAUCGCCGACCCCGUUCAAUGCCCUUUUUUUUUUCUUUUUUUCCCCCAAAUUUCUCAGGCAGGCAAGCCUGCAGCGAGAAGGGAUGGAUGGGACGUGAACCAGUGAACCAGCGAACCAGCGAACCAGCGAGCCCAGAGCCCAGAGCCCAGAGCCUCAUUGCAACUCGUUACGUCGCGGCGGGCGGUGUGCGCAACACACCCGCCGAACCCGUCUCCCACUUUGUGCAGUCUCGUCUCAACGAAACGCGCUCUCGUCUUUUUCUCCACAAAGACGCCGAGUUCAGCGCUGCUGCUACUGGACUCGGGGGAUACUUACUUACACGCACACCUUACCAUAACCCCUCCAGGAGUCCGGCCUCCUUUUCUCCAGUAAAUACCAAGAUUCUCCCCGUUGGUCUUCUCCUUUCUUUGUAUAAAAAAGGAGAAAAAACCAAAAAAAAAAACCCGGAACAGAACCACAACCCGUUCAAGAAAAGAAUCGGAGAAAAAAGUGCAAAUCUUCAACUCCACAUUGAGAAAGUUGGGGGGUUUCCAACUCCGAUCUGAGGAAAAGUUGAAGGCCUUUUCCCACCUUAAUGCUGGCUUUCGUUCACUAGGCCUUGUACUAGGACCGGGGCAGAACCUAUAGACGUGGCGGGAGGAGGGUUUCUACAGCAAAUCGCCUACUACGACCAGGCGCGGCGCAGCGCAGCGCAUCACGCUCGCGUGGUAUCUCUGAAUAUAACGCGUUCGAGAACUCGCAAAAGAAACCCACUUCUACAAGUUCGAGACUUCGAGAGAGCGCGCCGCCGACCGAUGAUAAUU